GUGCUCCGCGCCCUGAUUGGCCGCACAGGCCGCGCGCUGAUUGGCUGCGGCCAUGCCUCGCGGGACGGUGGCUAUGGAGGCGGCGGCGGUUGAUGGUUGACCGUUGGCACCGGGGUUGGGGUCGCUGCUCCGGCGAUCCGCUCAGACCCAGCCAGAGUGUGCGUGCGGCUGACGCUCGGCCUGGAGCCCGCGGGAGAGACCUAGCUCGGCUCCGCCAUGCCGGCCGGGAGUAACGAGCCGGACGGCGUCCUCCGCUAUCAGAGACCAGAUGAAGAAGCUGUGGUGGAUCAGGGUGGGACCAGUACGAUUCUCAACAUUCACUAUGAGAAAGAAGAAUUGGAAGGUCAUAGGACUCUGUACGUGGGGGUUCGGAUGCCACUGGGCCGGCAGAGCCAUCGGCACCACCGAACCCAUGGCCAGAAGCACCGGAGACGAGGCCGGGGCAAAGGAGCCAGCCAGGGAGAGGAAGGCCCUGAGGCCCUGGCCCAUGACACACCAUCUCAGCGUGUUCAGUUCAUUCUUGGCACUGAGGAAGAUGAAGAGCAUGUGCCUCACGAGCUGUUCACAGAGCUGGAUGAGAUCUGUAUGAAGGAGGGAGAAGAUGCCGAAUGGAAGGAGACAGCCAGGUGGCUGAAGUUUGAGGAAGAUGUUGAGGAUGGGGGAGAACGCUGGAGCAAGCCUUACGUGGCCACCCUCUCACUGCACAGUCUCUUUGAACUACGGAGCUGCCUUAUUAAUGGAACGGUCCUUCUGGAUAUGCGUGCAAAUAGCAUAGAAGAAAUUUCAGACCUGGUUCUGGACCAGCAAGAACUGUUCAGUGACCUGAAUGACAGCAUGAGGGUUAAAGUACGGGAAGCUCUUCUGAAAAAGCAUCAUCAUCAGAAUGAAAAGAAGAGAAAUAACCUCAUUCCCAUUGUUCGCUCCUUUGCCGAGGUUGGCAAGAAGCAAUCUGAUCCACAUUCGAUGGAUAAGAAUGGUCAAACUCUGUCUCCUCAGUCUGUUCCAACUACAAAUCUUGAAGUAAAAAAUGGAGUGAAUUGUGACCAUAGCCCUGUGGAUUUAAGCAAGGUGGACCUUCAUUUCAUGAAAAAAAUUCCCACUGGGGCAGAGGCCUCAAACGUCCUGGUCGGCGAGGUGGAUACCCUGGACCGCCCCAUCGUGGCCUUUGUGAGACUGUCUCCAGCUGUUCUUCUCUCAGGCCUGACAGAAGUGCCCAUCCCAACAAGGUUUUUGUUUAUCCUGUUGGGUCCAGUAGGGAAAGGUCAGCAGUACCAUGAGAUUGGCAGAUCCAUGGCCACCAUCAUGACAGAUGAGAUUUUUCAUGAUGUGGCAUAUAAGGCAAAAGAACGAGAUGAUCUCCUGGCAGGGAUUGACGAGUUCCUAGACCAGGUGACGGUGCUCCCUCCAGGGGAGUGGGACCCCUCCAUUAGAAUUGAGCCACCCAAAAACGUCCCUUCCCAGGAGAAAAGGAAAAUGCCUGGAGUUCCAAAUGGAAAUGUCUGCCACAUAGAACCAGAACCGCAUGGGGGCCACAGCGGGCCAGAGCUUCAACGCACCGGGCGGCUAUUUGGGGGCUUGGUGCUGGACAUCAAGCGGAAGGCCCCCUGGUACUGGAGCGACUACCGGGAUGCACUCAGCUUACAGUGUUUGGCCUCCUUUCUGUUCCUGUACUGUGCCUGCAUGUCACCUGUCAUCACCUUUGGGGGACUGCUUGGAGAAGCCACUGAGGGACGCAUAAGUGCAAUUGAAUCCUUGUUUGGAGCCUCCAUGACCGGGAUCGCCUAUUCCUUGUUUGCGGGGCAGGCUCUCACCAUUCUAGGAAGUACUGGGCCAGUGCUUGUGUUUGAAAAGAUUUUGUUCAAAUUCUGCAAAGACUACGCUCUUUCAUACCUUUCCUUGCGAGCUUGUAUUGGACUAUGGACCGCCUUCCUGUGUAUUGUCCUUGUAGCAACUGAUGCCAGUUCCCUUGUCUGCUAUAUUACCCGCUUUACUGAAGAAGCGUUUGCCUCCCUGAUUUGCAUCAUUUUCAUCUAUGAAGCAAUAGAAAAGUUGAUUCACCUGGCAGAGACCUAUCCCAUCCACAUGCACAGCCAGCUGGACCACCUGAGCCUGUAUUACUGCAAGUGUACUAUCCCAGAGAAUCCAAACAAUCACACACUCCAGUACUGGAAGGACAACAACAUCGUGGCAGCAGACGUCCACUGGGCUAACCUGACUGUUACGGAAUGCCAGAAGAUGCAUGGAGAGUUCAUAGGAUCUGCGUGUGGCCAUCAUGGACCCUACACUCCUGAUGUGUUCUUUUGGUCCUGCAUUCUCUUCUUCACCACCUUCAUCCUCUCGAGCACCUUAAAGACAUUUAAGACAAGCCGAUAUUUCCCAACCAGAGUACGCUCCAUGGUGAGUGACUUUGCUGUUUUCCUCACAAUCUUCACAAUGGUGAUUAUUGAUUUUUUGAUUGGCGUCCCAUCACCAAAGCUUCAAGUUCCCAGUGUUUUUAAGCCAACAAGGGAUGAUAGAGGGUGGAUUAUUAGUCCUAUUGGUCCCAAUCCCUGGUGGACUGUGAUAGCUGCAAUUAUCCCGGCUCUUCUCUGCACUAUCCUAAUAUUCAUGGACCAGCAAAUCACAGCUGUCAUCAUUAACAGGAAGGAGCACAAGCUCAAGGUAACAAGAAGCUCUGACCUAGAAGGACUAAUGGCAGCCUGUUACUUUUUUUUUAAAUUUUACGGUAAACCCAUUUAUUCCACAAACUAUAGAACCUGGAUAAAAAGCCUCCAUGGAAGGAGCUCAUUAGGAGUUUUCAGGGGUUUCCAACCUUUAGAGUGGAGCACAAUGGUAUGAUGCAAAAGGAGUUAGGACUCCAUUCCUCUUCUCUCAACCUGUGGGGAAAGUAAUCAUGCAGAGUUCCUGGUGGUCCAUCUGCUGUGGGUCAGGCUCAUUUUCCUGAGGUUCAGGUAAGAGCUUGGGCCACUGCUUCCUCGAGGCAGUUAUUCUCCCAUGGUAUCCAUUACUGGGGCUUCCAGACUGAACACAGUUAGGUUUGGUUCCAGUGCAUGUAUUAGUGAGAGACUUCAUGCCUUCAUUUCUGUUCUUUCCUUAUGUAGAGUAGGCAACAUGCAAAUUUGGCAAGGAUUUGGGAGUGUGUUUUAGGAACCCAAUAAGGACAUUUAUCUUCAACUCCUGUAGUGUCUACCAUCUAGAAUGGUCAAGAUGUGACUUUUUCUCUGGUUACUCUGCCAAGAAAGGAUGAAUCUUUAAAUGUGUGAGACUCAGAGUGAGAUCUGAGGGCCCUUUGGAUAAAGAUGGAUAUUGACCUGUUUUGGGCAGGCUGAGGUUUCCC
Hipposideros armiger (great roundleaf bat) is the source of this 3337-nucleotide messenger RNA. RefSeq names its product electroneutral sodium bicarbonate exchanger 1. Lineage: Eukaryota; Metazoa; Chordata; Mammalia; Chiroptera; Hipposideridae. Bases 217 to 2838 code for a protein of 873 amino acids. The record is from RefSeq and is a predicted model, not a curated record. Gene Ontology annotation, molecular function: sodium:bicarbonate symporter activity; solute:inorganic anion antiporter activity; monoatomic anion transmembrane transporter activity. Gene Ontology annotation, biological process: regulation of intracellular pH; bicarbonate transport; monoatomic anion transport. The transcript has 18 exons. Gene Ontology annotation, cellular component: plasma membrane.